CUACGCGUCGUCGUGACAUUCGGUCUAUUUGCUUGUCUGGUCGAGUCGUGUGUACUGUAUUUUAAACAAAAAGUUUCGAAUUAAAAGAAUUAAAGAAUGGUGUCAUUGGGUCCGAAAAAGGAUGGAGGACCGAACAAGGAGUUCUUCGAAUCGCCAGAAUCAAUGCAAGGCUUCGAGCAGAUUAGAUUAUGGUUGACUAAAAAUUGUAAAAAGUACAUCCAAACUGAUCCACCAACCAAGGAUUAUUUGAGUAAACUUAUCAUUGAAUUCAUUGAAUAUCAAGAAAAGAAAUUCGGUAAAAAUGCUACCGAACAUCUACUCACCAGAUUGCCGAUGCGCUGCUUUCUCGAUUUCAAACCUGGUGGUAGUCUCUGCCACAUAUUCGCCAACAUGUAUCGCUAUAAGGCCGAGCAACGGUGGCGUAAAUUUGAUUUUACCAUAUCCAAAAACCCAAUGCGGAAGGAUCCAAACGUUCAAAUGUUAAUGGAAAUUGAAACGGCCCUCAUCGAAGCCGAAUGCUUUCGAAUGCCCGUUGUGUACGUGCGGCCAGACGUUGAGAAGACUUUGGCGAGCAAAGUAAAGUCGAUCAUAACCGAACAUCAGGGUGAAAUUACGGAAGAUGAAGAGGAAGCGUCGCACAUUGUUUGUCCAAUUGUCGAACCACUUCCUGAAGAUUUUGCACGGCCAACAUUUAGACGUGGGAAUCACAUUAUGAUCCAUUGGUAUUAUUUCCCCGAGUCCUAUGAUUCGUGGGUCCCAAAUACGUUUGAUUUACCCGACAUCAUUCCUGAGAAUCCAGCGUCACCGGAAAACCGUUGGAGAGUCUCUGCGUCGUGGGUUCUCGACUUAGAUCAAUACAACGAAUGGAUGGCGGAGGAAGAUUAUGAAGUUGAUGAAAAGGGCGGCAAGAAAGUACACAAACUGCGUCUAUCUGUGGAAGAAUUGAUGCCGAUUGGGCCGGACGAUAAGCGAAAGCCUGUAGCUGGGAGUAGUAAACAGAAACGGAAGCGAUCACCGUCGCCUCCACCACCGAAAGGAGCCAGCAAACGGAAGAGUGGCAGAUCCCCUGCUGUUUUCCAACGGAAGGGGCGAAGUGGUGAAGGUGAUGAUGAAGAAGAUUUGACCCGUGACAUGGAAGAUCCAACACCCGAACCAAACAUUACCGAGGUAACUAAGCCUCCAGCUACUCCAUUGACAGCAGCAAGUCCUGCAACGCCACAGUCUACUAAACAGAGAGAUACGGACAUGCUGCCAAUCAAAGGUGGAACUGUAACCGAUUUGGACGAGGAUAUGGAGCGAACUGGGGGAGAAGAUUCUCAAACGGCUAAAACCAGCGAAAAUAGCAACACCCAAGAAUUUCCACCGAAUAAAGAUGAUUUGGAGGAUAAUGUUACUGAGCAAACGCAUCACAUUAUCGUUCCGUCUUAUUCGGCUUGGUUCGAUUACAAUUCCAUACACGUCACCGAAAAACGAGCGAUGCCCGAAUUCUUUAACGGAAAAAACAAAUCGAAAACACCGGAGAUCUUCAUGGCCUACCGAAAUUUUAUGAUCGACACGUAUCGCUUAAAUCCGACAGAAUAUUUAACAAGCACAGCAUGUCGCCGAAAUUUGGCUGGUGACGUUUGCGCUAUAAUGCGAGUUCAUGCAUUUCUGGAGCAAUGGGGACUGAUCAACUAUCAAAUUGACGCAGAAUCUCGCCCGACUGCAAUGGGACCACCGCCCACAUCUCAUUUUCAUAUUCUUAGCGAUACACCAUCGGGAUUGCAGCCUCUUAAUCCUCCGAAAACCACUCAACCAUCAGCAGCAAAGGCUCUUUUUGAUUUGGACAAGAACAAAAAAGAAAAAGACACCGAUGCGUCUCCAUUGGGUGUCGCUGCCACUGGUUCCUCAGCAACUCCGCCAACCGCCGUCAAAACUGAAUCUACUAGCGAACCGAAUGGUCAAUUUGGACUGAAACUUGAUCAGUACUCGAAGAAACCGUCGGCACUGAAGAAUAGGACCGCAGCUGGUAUGUCCCGUGAGUGGUCGGAACAGGAGACUCUACUACUAUUGGAGGGUCUUGAGAUAUAUCGGGAUGACUGGAACAAAGUGUGCGAACACGUCGGAACUCGAACACAGGACGAAUGUAUUCUACAUUUCUUGCGUUUGCCGAUCGAAGACCCGUACUUGGAGGACGACAGUGGCUAUUUGGGACCGUUAGCUUAUCAACCAGUACCGUUCAGCAAAUCUGGUAAUCCAAUUAUGUCGACUGUCGCAUUUCUUGCGUCCAUUGUCGAUCCAAGAAUUGCUGCAGCUGCAGCUAAAGCAGCCAUGGAAGAAUUUGCAACAAUUAGAGAAGAAGUUCCGCCUGGCAUCUACUACGCCCAUUACAAAAACGUUGAAAAGCUUGCCGUACAUGGAAAAUUUGUACCGAAUGCUGGAUUAGACAUCAGUGGUAUCGCUGGCACUGGAUCGGACAAAGAGGAAGAAGAAUCCAAACCGCCAAUGGACGAAGAAAUGAAAGAUGUAUCAAAGAAAGACGGAGACGAAAAUGAGAAAGACAAAAUAGAAGAAUCUAAACAGAGUGAUUCUCCUCCCGCAGCUGACAAGGAUUCAAGUAAGGUCGAUGGAGAUAAGGAUGCUGAAAAAAUGGACACAACUGUCGCUAACGGUGACGCGGAUAAAAAAGCAUUCAACGAAUCUGAUUUGCAACGUGCUGCAGCCGCAGCUCUGGCAUCAGCUGCAGUUAAGGCGAAACAUAUGGCUGCUUUAGAAGAACGAAAGAUCAAAAGUUUGGUGGCAUUGUUGGUUGAAACGCAAAUGAAAAAGUUGGAAAUCAAAUUGAGACAUUUCGAAGAGUUGGAAACAACCAUGGAACGAGAACGUGAAGGUCUGGAAUAUCAGCGACAACAACUGAUCACUGAACGUCAGCAAUUCCAUUUGGAGCAACUGAAAGCUGCCGAAUUUCGAGCCAAACAACAAGCACACCAUCGCUUACAGCAGGAACAACAGGGACAAUGGCAGGCAGCUGCUGCAGCAGCAGCAAAUUCACCAUCAAUUGGCCCAGUUACGCCAACAACGACGGCGAGUGCCGCAUCCACACCACGAGCACCAUCUGCUACCGAUGCACCAUCACCGGCAAGCGUUACGGGUCCUUUGACGGCACAAGCAAAUUCGGUAGCUUCACCAUUAGCAACAGCCUCCGUUCAGUAAAUGCAUGAAUCAGUCCCAACAUUAAGAUAUUUCGAUGUAAACGUGUCCGAUAAGUGACGCAAAAUCCAUAGAAGAUAAGAAUUUUUCCAUUUUGUUCUUUUAGUGACUUUAAUCGUAAUACUUGUAUUGAUAGUGUGCUAAAAUUUAAAUAAAAGGAAACGCUCAAAA
This is a messenger RNA of Bradysia coprophila, 3360 nucleotides long. It is a transcript of the gene mor, whose product is annotated as SWI/SNF- related protein mor. Gene Ontology annotation, biological process: cell projection morphogenesis. Gene Ontology annotation, cellular component: synapse. The record is from RefSeq and is a predicted model, not a curated record. Gene Ontology annotation, molecular function: protein binding. NCBI's taxonomy places the organism in Eukaryota, Metazoa, Arthropoda, Insecta, Diptera, Sciaridae.